ACUGAAAAAUAUGUUUUAAGAUAACAACAUAAUAUAUAAGAAUUAUCUUAUUGUUUUAAAAGGUUAAUAUUAUUAAUCACAAUUCAUUUUUGAUUAUAUAAUUAAUAUAUAUACAUAAAACUCAUUAAGGGUAAUAUAGAUAUUAACCACUCUAACUUUCAACGUGAGAGUUUCGUUGUUAAAAAUUACUUUGCAAAUAAUAGUAUAAAUAGAUAUUUUACUUGAUAUUUACCCGAAGAUAUUAAAAACCAUAUAUUUUUACUUUUAUAUUCAAUAUAUAUUAUAUUUUCUUUAAUUUACCCUUUUUUUUUAAUUUACCUGAAGAUAUUAUCCUUCAUAAUUCAUUAGCACUCUAGAGACACAACUUCUAUUUCCCGCUAUCCAAUUACUUUGAAAAGAAUUCAGGGUUUAUAAAAUGAUUCGAGAAAAAGUAAUGAUUAACCCUAAUAUCUAAAAGACUGAUUAUUAAUACUCAUUCCGUUUCCGAAAGUAAGAUUUUUUAGAUUUUUUUCUUGUUUCACAAAAAUAGAUUUUAUAUAUUAUUAAGAUACCUUUUUAUAUUUUUGAGUAACAUUAAUUGAGAAUAUUUGAAUUGAUUAAAUUUCAUUGGUGAAAAGUUAUUGAAAAGUGUAUAAUAAAGUAAAAAAUAAAUUAAAUUAUAAAUAUUUAUUAAAUUCUUAAUAAGCGUGCAUACUUUAGAAAAAUUUACUUUCAGGAACAGAGUGACUACUUUUCUGAAACAGUGGAACCCGAGGAGUUUUGGACCUGAGACCUAAUUGUUUCUAGUUUUUAGUAUUUUCCCGCUGCUAAUUCGAUAUUAAAAUUUAACCCUAAUUAUACCAUAUCUUAAUCAAAUAUAUCAACACUAGGAAAAGCUGAACGUAGCUGUUGGAAAUUUUUUUUUGCUUGGAAAUAUUCGACGAAAUGUUUUCCCCUAAAUCUAUUUUGUUGUUUUUGAUAAUAUGAAUUUAUGGUGCGUCCAAUACAUUGACAAAAAACAUAUAUUAUCCUAUAUUUUAGAACUAAUAUUAAGUUAUUACCCAUAAAACCAAAAUGUGUUUCCCUGUACAAACUAAAAAAAUCAAUAAUUGUGAAGAGAAUCGGUUCAAAUAAUGAUCCAAGAGAAGAUCUCUUUAGUAUACAACACACAAAAGAAUAAGCAAGAAAAGACAGUCAAAAGAAGUCGAAUAUCAUUUGUCUAUUAAAAAUAGCAUAAUCCUAAGUUCCCAUCAUUGGCUCAUACAGAACAAAUAAUCUUUCUCUAAUGACUUGAUGUCUCACACCCCCUCCUUUUACUUUCCACGAUUUAUUGUAUGCCUAGUGCUUACGCAGAAAACACUCUAUGCGAAUGAAGAGGUUGUAGUUUACUAAUGUGUGGUUUCGUUAGAUUGGUCGACAUAAAAAAACGGAAUUCUUAAUUACAAUGUAUACAAUAUAGCUGACAGUCUAUAAACCAGUAUGAGUCCAGGUCCUUUAACAUGUUUCCGCAUUCAAUUUCUUAAACCUUUUUGAAGAGGCAUUUCAGGAACCUCACAUGCACUUAAAAUAAGAAGGGGAUUAAAAUAAUUGAUAUUAAAUAUAUAUUGGCUAAUCUAUUAGUAUUUGUUGUCAAAUUGUUUGAAAUCAAAACUCAUGAUUUUUAAUAAAUUCCAUUCACUAACCGAGCAUCUCCAUCCCCACUCUAUAAUUUACUGCAAAAUGAAGUGAAAAAUGGAGUAGUGAAAAAACAAAAAAGUGAUUAUUCCAUAAAUAGAGAAAUUUUUUAUUUUUUGUUCAUACUCCAUUUCUCACUCUAUUUUUGGAGUAAAUUAUGGUGUGGGGAUGAAGAUGUCCUACCUAUUUACCAACUUAUGUAUUAAAAUAUCCACGUUCAGAGAUUCAUUUUCAAUAAGCAAAAAUAGAACAACAUUUUUUAAGUAUAUAUAAUACCCACAUGCAGUUAAAUGAUUAAUUCCAGUAGUUUUGUAUUGGUUUGUUGAAGAUUAUGUUUCAUAGAGAAACUUAGACACCGCAUAAUUCACGCUAAAUGAAUGCCCCAGACUAAAAUAAAUGUGAGUUUCGAUCUAAGAAGCUCACGUAUCAAUCAAAUAUAACUUGUUUCUUACAGAACGCUAGCUAAUAAUUAAAGCUUAGAGUAUAUACAAAUUCUACAUUGAUCCUAGGCAUAUAUUAUAGCUCUAACAUCUGUAACAAAGCUAAGAGUAUGACAUACACGAUAAAACACGAACAAAAGAUUUUUAUUUUCUACUAGAGCAUAUGUUCUCAAAGCAUUAAACCUUUCGAAUCAGCAUCUUCUCGUUACUAUUUAGCCUCAGAAGGCUUAUAAAUUCUCACAUUUCCCUAUUAAAUUAUCAACAACUAAAACAAAAACCAUAAGAGCAAACCAUAAGAACUCAUAAAGGAGAUCUUACAAGAUAGAAGCAAAAGCAAUGAAGGAUGCUGCGGGUAUGCAUCUCCAGAUGACAAGUAUUGGUGAGGACCGGGUAAUCUGCAUCCUGAGGUUUAAAGCUUGAUUAUACGCAUAACAUGCCGACGCAUAUAACUAUGUGUUUUAGAAUAGCUUUUAGUCCUCGGGAUGCGGAUUACCUCUUCCUUACUAUACGUACACGGUUACAUGUACACGAUGACUGAGAGGUUAGUUUUUUUUCUCCAAAGAUACAAGACGUAUUACAUUCAUAUGCAUUAUGUCUAAUCUAAUGUGUACCUACGUGCAUAUGAAUGUAUUAUUACUACCGAUCUUUUGUGUUUUGUCUAUUAACAAUUUACGAAUAUAACUUAAACAAUUUGACGAACAAGAGGAUCCAUCACCCAUAUACUAUAAAGCCGGAAAAGGAAAGAACAAUGAAAAAUAUUGGAAGCUGAGUCAUUGCCCUAAUAUUUUAAUGUUUACGAAUGUGAAUAUUUGGGAGCUUCACGUAUAAAAUAUGUUAUGUUUUUUUCCUUCAAAAUAUAUCUUUACAAAUGUAUGAUACGUUCAUAUAUUCUAAUACUCCAAAGUUUUGUAGUAUUAAUAUAUCUACUACUAUUACAUUUGGUACAAAAGAUGUCAGCAGCUACUACUAAUAUGAAAUUUGAAGACAGCCAAACCCUAUAUUUAUUCUUGACAUGAUCAGGAUAUUGGAUAUACCCGUUCAGAUACUUUCUCUUUCUUUUUGGUAUAUGAUUUUUUUAAUGGAUUUGGAUACAGAGUUAUUUUUAAAUCAUAAAUGGAAUACCUUAUGAUCCGACUCUUUCGGCCAAGCACCAUCAGUUUCACAAUGUCUGGAUUCGAUCCGACUCUCAAGAGCUUGUUAGAGCCAUCAACUGGAAGACAUAUCCCAUGAAUCUUUAUGGAAUUCUCAUGGACAUUGAGUUCAUAUCUUCUUGUUUCGAUUUUAUUUGCUUUUCUCAUGUUUCUCAAGAGCAUAAUCGUCAAGCUGAUUUUCUGUCGAAAUCUGCUCUUCUUAAUGACUCUCCUGCUAUGUAGUAAAACCCUUUCUAUAUUGAAUGAGUUUGUUGUUCAAAAAAAUGGAGUACCUUACAAAUUAAAGCACAUAUUAAUGAACUUAGAAACAAGUCGGACUGAUCAACUUUCAAUUGGUAGUUGGUAACACAUCGGCGCGUUUAAUGGGCAGACGCGAUAUAUAUAUAUUAUAUCUCAAUUUGAAAUUAACACGAAUAAAACUUGCAUUUUUCUUUUGAUCAAAGAAUAAAACUUGCAUAUAUCAUAAUGUUACUCUGGAAAAGCAAUCUCAGAAGGUUAUACUAAGUUUAGCUUAAUUUUUUUUUAUUACUAGCACAUAAUAAAAGGAUGAAUUGUUUCAAAUAAUAAGUUUUUUUUUUUGAUAUCCGCGGGAAUCCGGUGACCGAGGUCAACCGACUAAUCCCAUGAGGCCCGCAACAGCCACGUAAUUUCCACUCCAGGAAUUAGCAGGGAGGGCCCGGGUGGCCACAUGGGGUUUCGAAGCCGGGUCCGUAUUGACGGGGAAACUGCCACCACUAGCCCAUCAUCCUGUGGUUAAUAAUAAGUUUUUUAGUUAAGAAAAGUUAUAUUAAUGAUUCAUUCCACAUAUACUCGAUGGCAACGGUUAAUUGAUUACAGUUAACUAGAUUUGUCUGAUUAAUUUGUCAUAACACGACUUUCUGUUUUUUUGAAUUAGUGAAAUUUAGUUUGUACUCUCUCUGUUUCAUAUUAAGUGUCGUUUUAGAAAAAAAAUUGCGUUACAAAAUAAGUGUCGUUUUCGGUUUCAAUGCAAAAUUUAUUAAUUUUAUUAUGUUAUUUUUUUUUCUAUUGGUUGAAAUAUGGUUAGGUGUAUAGUUAAUUGUGUUUUUAUAUAGAAAACUUGCAAAAUUAAUUAUUUCCUUAAUCCGUAUGCACAAGCCUAAAACGAUAUUUAAUAUGAAACAAAUGGAGUAUAUUAAUUCACUGAUGAUGUCAAAUACUGGAAUAUUUGUUGGUUAUUUCAGGAAAGCACAAGUUAAAGUAAUGCUAAAUAUAUAAUAAACUACUACUCCUUCCGUUUUUUAAUAUAAGUCGUUUUAAAACUGUGCACAUAGAUUAAGAAAUCAUUAAUUUUUUAUAUUUUCUAAACGAAAACAUCAUUAAUUAUUUACCUAACCACAAAUCAACCAAUAAUAAAAUAGAAUGUAAAUUAUCAUUGGUCAUAUAACAUUAAAUGUUAAUAAAUUUUACAUAGAAAACCGAAAACAUCAUAUAAUUUGAAACAUAAUUUUUUUUUCUAAAACGACUUAUAUUAAAAAAUGGAAGGAAUAUUUUUUGUGUCAAAAGUAUUAAACUACUAAUUGUGCAAGGACAAAAAAGAAAACUCCAAAAUGCUUGGUUGGACCAUGCUUUGUCAACUGCGUAUCUGUUAAUUAUUUUGUUUAUAAAACUAACAGAGUAUAUAUAGAAGUACAACAAUUGUUAGCAACCAAAAAAAAACAAUAAAUCAAGCUUUCGUCAGAUUAAAAUUAGUGGUUUAAUGUAGAACAAAACUUAGGGUGAACCUUUAGCGACCAGAUACAACGUCGAUCACAUCUUAGAAACAAAGUAUACGUUAAUUAUUUUGCAAAAAAAAAAAGAAAAAAGUAUACGUAGUUAAAUAUACUGAUUUACGUAUCCAAUUCCGGAGUAUAUUUUAAAUGAAAUCAUAUUGGGAAAUGAUGUACGUCCGUUUCGAUUGUUAGAUUUGAACAUUUUAUUUUCGGAGUAUUAUUAUAGUUGCGAUUAUGUAUUAGUCAUAAGUGUUUCAAUAUUAUUACUACCCCAUGAAUUUAUAUGCGAAAUAAUAUUAUAUCAAAGAAUAAAUUACUCAUGUAACGACAUAGAACCAUUUGUUUUCGUUUUUUGACAUAAAAAAAACUGGAACGGUAGAUUUUGAUUAGAGUGUUACUUAAUAAACUAUUCUGCCAAUUAAACAUACAAAGAAGAAGUUCGAGUAGUUGACCAUUUCAUUUCCGAGAUCAAACUCAUUCUUCUCCUUCUCGUUUGUUCUUUCUUUCUCUUAAUGCUAAAUUUCACAAUUGUUUCAUAGUUCUCUUUAUCCUACGGAAAAAUCCAAAAUAUUAUAUGGAAAACAUCAGAAACCCUAAAAACUCGGAUGAUCAUUCCGAACACAUAUCGAGAAACACUCGUCAAAGCGUCGAUAACUCUCUGUCAAGAUCUUACACAUGCAGUUUCUGCGUAAGGGGCUUCUCGAAUGCUCAAGCACUAGGAGGGCAUAUGAACAUCCACAGAAGAGACAGAGCUAACCUCAGACAUAAGCUAAUGGAAGAUAAUAAGGACGAUGUUGUCGCCGAGAGUGAUUCAUCAGGAGUUGUCUCUCUAGACCUUAAUGAAAAACAACAAGAAGACGAUUUGGCAUGUGAUGAUGAUGAUCAAGAUCAAGGUGUGGAGAAAGAUAUAAUCCCUGGUCAGAAACUAGGGUUUUGGGUUCAAGAAAACAAGCUUGAUAUUAAUGAUGAUGGAAAAGUCACGGAGGUUUGCAGCAUAGAUGGUUCGAGUUCGAGUCAUCAUCUUGAGAAUGAAAAUUUGGAUCUUGAACUCCGGUUAGGGCAAAGCGCCGUGGAGAAGAAGACAACAUAAUCUCUCAGCGAUCAUCAUACGUUGAAUAUAUAUCGAAAGGAACAAAAACCUUGAAACAUCAAACUCAAGAAUACAUCUAUAUUACAAAUGGAUUCGUGGAUCAUCAAUCUGUAUGUAUUGAAGGUAUGCAUAUGUGUAUAUAUUAUUGCUAUCAUUAUCAUCGUUUUGUUUAUAUUUGUUUACUUGCUUCUGUUGGUUUCAGCAACUUUGUAAGACAUACACGUCCAAACAAACAUAUAAACAAAUAAAUGCAGAUCUAGCAUUUGCCUAAUGAUUGUUAAUGUGAAAUAAAAUAACGUUAACUUAGUUCAAAAGUAUUGACAUAUUCAUCAGUGAUAGAGAUCAUUCGAGUAGUGCAGUGAGAAACGUUUUUUUUUUGUGAUUUUUUCUGAACCGUUGUUACACUUGACGUUAUAGAUGUUAGUAUGCUACACUUGAUUUUUCUCUAUAUAUAUAAUUCACCAUUUAAUAUUUGUCCACAUACUUUUGAAUGGAAAACUCAUUUCGUUGUUACAUUCGAGGUCAUUGAUCCUCAGCAUGUAAAAUAUGUUAUCAAAUAGUUAAGUUGUAUUAUGUUUGCCAGAAAACAUUAUAAACCAAGAUUUAUACAUCAACUUAGAUUUUAUACGAAUUUUGACUCCACCAUCCAUUUGCGACUGGUGAUGACUGUGAAAACAUCAUUGAAAUGCAUAAACAUGAUCGUAAAAGAGAGAGAGAACAUUGAGCGAGUUCAAAACUGAAGGAGCAUGCAUUUUGGUGACGCCAUCAAUGACCACGAAUUGAUCAUUUCUACAAGAGCUGCUUCGUUUUUACUAAAGCGAAAAUAACAAUAAGGUCGAUAACCAACAAGACGACUUAAGCCAACCCGGUUCGGUUUAGUUUUUAAAUCAAUCUUAUUCCGAUUUAACAUUAAAAACAGAACCGGUUAAUUUGAUCAUAUUAAAAUAGAACGAGUGCCAACGAAGACCAGCUCAUCGUCUCCAUCGCUGACCUUCCUUCAUCGAAGAAUCUCUGUAUCUAUCUUUCUCCCUUAACCGGAGCUCGUAGUGUUGGUGGUACACGGCGGAGAGAUGUCUAUGUUCGGUGCUAUUGCUCCCUCGAUCUCAAAUUGGGUAGCAGCUGUGACCAAAUCAGUUAACGGUUUGGUUGGGUAUGAGGGAGUUGAAGUUAUUAACCCUGAAGGAAGUAAUGAAGAUGCAGCUGAGGAAGCUAACAAAGGGAGAUGGAAUCAAGAGG
This is a messenger RNA of Brassica rapa (field mustard), 7300 nucleotides long. RefSeq names its product transcriptional regulator TAC1. The record is from RefSeq and is a predicted model, not a curated record. NCBI's taxonomy places the organism in Eukaryota, Viridiplantae, Streptophyta, Magnoliopsida, Brassicales, Brassicaceae.